AUGGGUGGCAUGAACUACCACGUUGAGAUACAUUUCGAGGAUGGAGUUGUCUGGCUAGCCCGCAUAAGGCGCUCCAAUGUCACUUCGCCACCUCCUGAAUUGCAGAACUACAUUGUCCAGAGCGAGGUAGCUACCCUUCAAUUCCUCCAAAGAACCAGUGUGCCUGCUCCUAGAGUUUUUGACUUCGAGUUCGACCAUGAAGAUAAUCCCGUAGGAGUGGGAUACAUUCUCAUGGAAAAGAUGCCAGGCAAAUCUCUCAGGUGGUCUCGAGCCACCCAAGAGCAGCGCAAAAAUGUCAUGAGCCAGCUUGUGAAUAUUUUUAUCGAGCUGCGUAGACACCCGUUCGAUCAAAUUGGCUCCUUGAUCCUUCCGGGAAACGCCCAUGUUGGCCCAUUGGCCCGAGAAUCUCUCACGGACUUUACGGAUUCAGGAAUGCAGGCCCUAGGCCCAUUCUCGUCAUUGAGAGACUACCACACUGCUUCCCUCCAACUCAUUCUGCACCAAAUCCUUCGGGACGAGCUCUACGCCUUAAAACGAGUGGAUGGCUACCUUAUACAUAGGUUUCUCCUCGACCUCAUACCAUCCGUGUUCCCCCAGACUGAGCGAGGUCAAGAGAGCUUUUAUCUGAAGCAUGCAGACGAUAAAGGUGAUCACAUCUUAGUCGACGAGGAUUACAAUAUCACAGCCAUCAUCGACUGGGAAUGGGCGUACACCACGUCACAGUCUCUUGCUUUCAGCUCCCCAAUCGCCUUUUUACCUGUAAGGUCAUUCUAUGAAGGCUCCAACGACCUAGGCGGAGACGAGACCAUCUUUGCCCACUUGUUUGAGGAGGCGGAAAGACACGAUCUGGCACAGUUGGUGCGAAAUGGCAGGCUACAGCACCGGUUCAUGUUUUGUUGUGGUUAUGAUCUCGAGGACUGGGAAGGCUUUUUAGGCCUUUUUCAUGGUCUCAGGAAGGUGGUAGGUGUGGAUGAGAGCCUAGACUGGGAUGAAUGGAAAACGGUGGCAUUGGAGCGAUAUAGAGACGAUGAUGGUCUACGACAAUUACUGCAUCAUCCCGAGCAGUUCCAGGUGAAACGCGUCGACGCGCCCUCCCUUUGCUCUGCAAACCCACAACAAGCGCCCGCCCUCCCAACCCGCAGCACCUCACUCUUCGGGCGACACAACGCCUUUCAGCUAUCAGACCUUUUAACAUCAUCCGGCGCCCCGCGUCGUCGCCUGGUCAAACAGCCGAGGACCGCCGCCAUGGCACAGCUCUCGGACAGCCAGCUCGCCACCAUCAGUGAUCAUCCGAUUGGAGAUGCACUCAAUUCAUUUCGGACUACAUUCAAGUCCGCUCAUCCCCACAUAAGCGUUCGGGUUGGACUGGACCGUUUCGAACAGCUAGUCACCGAGCCAGCGCAUCCUACCGCCGCCUUCCUACGUUCUCGCAUCAGAUUGACCCCUCUACGCAGCGACCUCGCCCUCCUAUAUGCAGGACUAUCGUCAAACGAAACGAACUUUACGUACACAGCCCAGCUCUUGAGAGACGUCGUAGCUGAGAAGGACGAUCCCACGAUAUGGGCAACCGUGUACGACCUCAUCCGCCAGACGCAGCCCGCCCCUGCUUCCACAACCCUACCAACAGUCCCUUCUCGACCAGGCCCCGAAACGCCUCCCAAAUCCACUACAUCCACACCCAUCGCCCCGCCCUCCCAGCAGACACCCACCGUCUUCCACUCCGGCAGCGGCGUAUAUACAUCCGAGACCAGAGACAACAUAGAUCCUAUGCUAAAGGCGGAGGUGGAGAGAAACCUCAUCAUCGACCACUCUCAAGUGUUCGAUGCCUUCUGGGGGCGUGUGGCACAGCUGCGAGACAUUGCUACAGCGGUGCUGGAUAUGUGCGAGGGCGCGGAUGAGCCAAUUUACAACAAGGAUACUGGUUGGGUGGAUUGGCCGCCAAGCUGCAAGGAAGAUGAAGUGCUACGCUUUCUCCGCCGCCACGUGGAUCAGUUUUUGACAUUCGCCGAUGAGCGCGGUUUCCGACCUUCAGAACGCCGACGAUGCGUUGCUAAACCGAACCAGCCGCUUGCUGGGUCUAUCGCCAUACGGAAGCUCGAUAUUGGUAUCGCGCGCAGCAACCCUGACGAGCCGGACCAUGACAGCGCACCAUGCAACUGGUCGCAGAUUCUUGUUCCCGGCGAGCUGAAGAGCAACCCAGUGAAAGACAAUCAUAACGACACAUGGCUGGAUAUCGCAAGAUACGCGCGAGAGGUGUUUGCCGCGCAGGACACACGGCGCUUCGUCUUGGGAUUCACGUUGUGCGGCUCAAUCAUGCGGCUGUGGGAGUUCGACCGUCUUGGAUGCGUCGGGUCCACUUCAUUCAACAUUCACACAGAUGGGCACAAGUUCGUCUCUGUGAUUCUUGGAUGUCUGUGGAUGAAUGACGAAGAACUUGGGUUCGACCCUACCAUUGUGGAGGACGAUGGCAGAUGGCUCGAGAUCCAGCGGGGUGACAAGUUGGAGCGCAUUUUUCUGGAAGAAGUCAUAAAGCCUCCGCGCUCAAUUGCUGGCCGCGGGACGACGUGCCGGAAAGGCCGUGUUGACAACGAUCAGUCCAACGAACAGCUUGUCAUCAAGGAUUCAUGGGAAUACGAGGAGCGUCCGGAAGAGGGACUUUUGCUACAAGAGGCGACGGCGGCUAGAGUGACGAACGUGGCGCAAUACUACCACCACGAGACCGUACGCGUUGGGGAUGCUGUUGACGAUGUGGUUGGAAAUAUCCGGAAGACUUUGAGCGGCACCGGCGGAAGGAACCCGUUUGAGCGUCGACGCAUCAAGCUUUACGAUGCGCUCACAAGCGCAGCUGCUUCUGGAGACUCAAGUCAAGGGAGUGGAAGAGGUGGAAGCCGAGGCAGAGCUAGAAGCAGGGGCCAGAGCGCUUCGAGGAAGCGGUUGUCGAGCCACGUGGAUGAAUCGAUGCCACCUCCGAAACGUCCCUGCUCGGAUUCUGCCGGGAACGAAGAGCCUUCCCGACACGAAUCUCUGCUCGAGAAGGCCAAGAUCCUUCAUCGCGAUAUUUCUAUCGGAAAUGUCCUGUUGAAUGACGCAGAGGAUGAUGGCUUCCUCAUCGAUGUCGACCUUGCCAUCAAGACUGACCGCGAAGAGGCCUCCGGCGCGCCGAGCAAGACCGGGACCAAGGUGUUUAUGGCCAUCGGCGCGCUCUAUGGAGAAUAUCAUUUGAAUGUGUACGACAAGGAGUCUUUUUUCUGGCUGCUUUUCUGGAUAUGUGCCCACUGGAAGGGACCAGACGAAGAGCUGAACGAGUCUGAGUACGACUCUUGGAACUCGAAGAACACCAAAGAACUUGCGGAAAUCAAGACGGGCAAAGUGCUUGAAGAAGAGAAAUUCGGCAAGGAAAUAGAGGAUAACUUUACAGACUACUGCAAGGCACUGAUCCCUUGCGUACAGGAGCUGCGCAAGGUAGUUUUCCCGGGAGGAAGGCGGCGGACAUCUGAGGACGAAACUUUGUACUAUCAGAUGAAGAUGGUGUUUGAGAGGGCAAGGGAAGCAUUGCAUUUAGUAGAGUAA
Molecule: messenger RNA, 3570 nt
Organism: Lasiodiplodia theobromae
Lineage: Eukaryota; Fungi; Ascomycota; Dothideomycetes; Botryosphaeriales; Botryosphaeriaceae
Product: Serine threonine-protein kinase sgk2
Exons: 4
Coding region: 1-3570 (1189 amino acids)
Biological process (GO): protein phosphorylation
Molecular function (GO): protein kinase activity
Source: RefSeq, a predicted model, not a curated record